Molecule: messenger RNA, 1374 nt
Organism: Colletotrichum lupini
Lineage: Eukaryota; Fungi; Ascomycota; Sordariomycetes; Glomerellales; Glomerellaceae
Exons: 11
Coding region: 1-1374 (457 amino acids)
Source: RefSeq, a predicted model, not a curated record
AUGGCCUCGCUUGCUACCCGUCCCGUUCUACAACAACUCGAUAGAAACUUGGAAGGCGCGCUGGAUGUUUCCUGGCUCCUUCCCAAGGCACCUUAUUUAGAUGCGACGCGGCAACAUGCACGGAGAGCAACAAAACGGGACGAUGCAUCUGGCCGAGACGAAGCAGCCAAUGAUUCUCACCAUCUCAGUAAUUCAAGGUUCAGAUUGGCAUUAGAAGACGUGAUGUCGCGACACAGACAAGGCGGCAGCGUUGCGCUGCAGUCAAUCCCUCCAAAUCCACCACCUCAUCAGAACACCCCGCCCCCAUGUCCUGCCCCUGUAAGGGAGAAGAAAUCCAUGAAGGAAUUCCAAGGCCCCUCUCAAUCUCACAAUCGAAGGCACCUGUUUUCAUCCAUUGCAUUCCAUUGUGCCCCAUCAUCCGUACUCAAUACGGUCAUUUCAUUUUUCAUGCUUCUUCUUAUGAGAUUCCAUGUAAACUGCACUGACCACCAUCGUGAUAUCAGUCACUCCAUCCCCCUCUCGUCUCACUAUGAAAAGAUGAGAAUGAUCCUUCCCAAAACUCAAUCAAAGGUCAUCCACUCGGGUAUCUCGCCUUUCCCUGCGCAGCCCGCUUUGCUCAGCCACAAUGUCAAAUUCGAGAUUGUCUUUUUUGCUCAUGACUUUGCAUACCUUACCGCAGCUGCCCGUCCCGUCCUUUGGGGGCCAAGUCCCCGAUCGCAAUCGGAAUCGCUUGUCUCGUUAUCGUUCAUUCCACUGCUUGGCGGCAGCUUCAUGAGCGAUAUGAAUCUGCAUCGAUUUGACCGUGAGCCAACAUACGCUUCCAACAUCAAGGCUGGAAUCGUACCGCUCUGCCAUCGACUACAACGGACGGUGCUUGUUGAGAAUACUCUCAUCUUUGCUCAGUAUAUACCUAUCAGCGCUCACGAUCGACUCCUCAUGAUUUAUUCCAUGAAUUCCUGCUUGGCGCUCCGAAUUUCCCCAAACCCACGUCAUAGAUGCCACAACGACCAUCAUCCGAUCCAACCCGUCCCAUCUUUUCACCCAAAAGUAACCAUCCUUUACCAGGCCAUGCCCUCAUACUUCAUCGCCGGCGCUAUUCGGCGAGACGAGACGAGACGAACGAUCUCUGGCUGCAGUCGCCUAGGAUUCGGCUCCCGACGGGCGUUAUCAAAGUCACCUUCCCCCGCUGACCACGCGUUCUUCAUGCAUCCUGGGGCCGAAAGAUUAUUGUCCCCGGCAUUACUCAGCGUGAAGUCUCAAAACGGGGUUGCUGUGAUGUUAUUUUCAACAUCGUGUAAGCGUCUUCUUUUGCAAUACACGGCUUCACCUGUUGGCGAGGGGGGCCGCAACUCCCGUACCAGCAUUUACAGUUAA